UGUCAUGCGGGCCAGUCUACCUCCCUUGCUCCCUCCCUUUUUCCUUCGAAGCCCAGUAAAUGGAUAGCUUUUCAGCGAACUCGGGGGCGCGAUUCCUUGCUCUGUCAAGGAGGAUAACUUCCCCAUUGAAGUACCCCCGCGGCCGAAUGGGGAAGAGGGCAGUGAGAGGUUCACUCGUUUCUUUGCCUCCUUUGGGAGCCAAACCCUCCAGGAUUGUUUGUAUGGCCGCACCUUAUUUGCUCACGAAGUUGGAGUCUGCUGAAAGAACCUGGAAAGAUUUAUCAAGCAAGCUCGCUGAUCCUGAUAUUGUAUCUAAUCCUAGCGAGUAUCAAAAGCUCGCACAAUCUGUGGCAGAACUUGAUGAGGUCGUAGCUUACUACAAGAAGCUUAAGGAUUGUGAGAAACAACUAGCAGAAACAAUAGCUCUAGCAAAAGAGGAAACGAGUGACCCAGAUAUGGCAGAUAUGAUCGUUCAUGAAAUUGGAAUGCUAUCAAAUCAAGUCAAAGAGCUUGAAGAUAAGCUGAAGGUAUUAGUACUUCCUAGCGAUCCCCUUGAUUCACGCAAUAUUUUGCUGGAAGGUACUUGGUUCAAAGCCAUAGCUAUUGACGUGCGUAUGUAUCAAAAGUAUGGGGAGCGCAAUUCAUGGAAAUGCGCCACUAUUUCUAGCUCAGAGGCUGAGAAAGGUGGUUAUAAAACAUAUGUGAUGGAAGUUAAAGGAAACCACGUUUAUAGUAAAUUAAAGUAUGAAUCUGGUGUUCAUCGAGUGCAACGUGUGCCACAGACUGAAACACAAGGCCGUGUGCAUACUUCUACUGCAACUGUAGCAAUCAUGCCCGAGGCAGAUGAAAUAGACGUGUUUAUUGAUCCAAAGGACAUUACACUGACAACUGCUAGAUCUGGGGGCGCUGGAGGGCAAAAUGUCAACAAGGUGGAGACGGCUGUUGAUCUUUUCCACAAACCAACAGGGAUACGUAUCUUCUGUACAGAAGAAAGAACGCAGAUUCAGAAUAAAAGUCGCGCCCUUCAACUGCUUCGUGCAAAACUUUACGAGAUCAAAGUAAAAGAGCAACAGGCAUCAAUAAGAAACCAAAGGAAAUUACAGGUUGGUACAGGUGCUCGUUCAGAGAAAAUUAGAACAUACAAUUUCAAGGAUAACAGGGUAACUGACCAUCGCCUCAAGAUGAAUUUUGAGCUUACGUCUUUCCUUUCGGGUGAUAUUGAGACAGCUGUGCAGUCUUGUGCAGCAAUGGAUCAGAAAGAGAUCUUGGAGGAGCUAGCAGAUUCUGUCACUUCAACACCUGUAUGAUCCCCUCCAUGUUUCUUCAAAUAAUAUAUAUUUUAUAUUUAUAUGCAUGUAAAUGUAAAUGUUCUUAGUUAUUAAAAUUUUUCUGUUUAGCAUUUUGUAUUAUUUUAAUACUGUGUACUUGAUGUUCAGUAAUGCAUGUCUUCAUUUUGAUUUAUGGAUAUUAUUGAGCAAGUAAAAGAAGUUUAGGUCUUGUUUGGAA
Dendrobium catenatum is the source of this 1506-nucleotide messenger RNA. RefSeq names its product peptide chain release factor APG3, chloroplastic. Gene Ontology annotation, cellular component: chloroplast. The record is from RefSeq and is a predicted model, not a curated record. Gene Ontology annotation, molecular function: translation release factor activity. Bases 60 to 1307 code for a protein of 415 amino acids. The transcript has 15 exons. Lineage: Eukaryota; Viridiplantae; Streptophyta; Magnoliopsida; Asparagales; Orchidaceae. Gene Ontology annotation, biological process: plastid translation; translational termination; chloroplast organization.